Pyrenophora tritici-repentis Pt-1C-BFP is the source of this 894-nucleotide messenger RNA. RefSeq lists its product as uncharacterized. The record is from RefSeq and is a predicted model, not a curated record. NCBI's taxonomy places the organism in Eukaryota, Fungi, Ascomycota, Dothideomycetes, Pleosporales, Pleosporaceae.
AUGCCGCCCGCGAGCUCCUCGUUUACGCCCCUUAAUGUGGUAGACGACGUGGUACCGGAAUGGCUGGGCUCCUUCACCCUCGCCGCGCCCCCAAACACGGAUCUCUGGAGGAAGCCGCAAACAGGAGACACGGUGACGGCGCCGAUACUCUAUACCGCGUUGCGCAACCCUUUUAUAGCCGCAGAGGUCACCGUUUCCUCAGACUGGGAGCUUGAGUGGGAUCAGGGAGGGUUAGUCAUCUUUGCAGGCGCACCGCCAGGCCAAAUACCGCCGGCAACAGCGGAGGCGAAUUCGACGACGACUCCUCCCGAGGUGCCGAAUAUUGCAGAUAUCACUCUAGAAGACAGCGAUAGCAAUAGCACCAGCGCUGCACCCAGCCCAGCGACCCAACACGCGCAAACCACCAGCAUACCCAACCCAGAAACCUUUGUCCCAUCACCAGACUCUCAACAACCCCAAGACCCCAGCGUCGCCCCACCCGCCUACUACGCUCCAGCCCCGGCCUCAAAAUGGGCAAAAGUCGGCCUCGAAUUCUCAAACAACUGCUCGUACGCCACCUCGGUCGUGGCAAACUGCGAAGGCGCAGACUGGUCUCUCAGCGCCCUCCCGCCACACCAGCAACGGCGCCUCGCGCUCCGCGUCAAGAUUGAACGCAUUGGCUAUGCGCUGUGGGUAUGGUACGAGGACGAGCUGCUCGGCUGGAAGAAGCUGAGAGAGGUGACGUGGUUUUUCUGGGGCGUGGAAGAUAAAGCUGUACGUGUGGGCGUGUACGCUAGUCGACCGGCGAAUUUUGGCAUCUCAGCCUUCGAGAGGAGGGCGAAUGGUGGCGUGGGCGGGUUGAAUAGUGGGUCCAGGAAUUUGUAUGUGGAUUUUGAAGGGUUGGAAAUUAUGUAG